Messenger RNA from Lottia gigantea (owl limpet), 601 nucleotides. RefSeq lists its product as hypothetical. The coding region runs from base 85 to 402 and encodes 105 amino acids. The record is from RefSeq and is a predicted model, not a curated record. NCBI's taxonomy places the organism in Eukaryota, Metazoa, Mollusca, Gastropoda, Lottiidae. The transcript is spliced from 4 exons.
AAAAGGAUAAAAAGGUCAAAAUAAAGACCACUGGCUAGGGUGGGUGUCAGGAAAGUGCUCUCGCAGACGGCAAACAAAAUCAAAAUGGCUGCUUCUGGAAUCAAUGAACAUCAUGAAGCAAGAAGGAAACAAAGGUUUAUUGAUAUGAAAGCUUUACAUAAAGAACAAAUGAAGAAUCUGUAUGACUCUGAUCCUGAGUUUGCCAUGGCAUCAGCAAUGAAACCUCAGUCAUCUUAUGACUGCCAAGUUGAUGGUGUUCGUAAAGUGGGUAGUCCUCCUGGUAUCACUGACCAAGAUAUACAAAAAUAUCAGAAACCAGGACAAUCUAAAAAUAAUUACGUUGUUUAUACUGCUAAAUUACCUGACAGAUUAUCAUCGAUCAACUAUUCUCAACAAUGGUAAAAAUAAAUAAAUAUAACACCAUGAAGAUCAUGUCUGACAGACUGUGGGAAAUAACGAGCAAUAAAAAUCAAAUCUUUUAUAAUUUUUACUUUUUAAAAUCAAAAUCGAUGAGAACCAAAUAAGAGAUUUUUACUAUCAGUAUUAUUACUAUUAUUAUAUAUGUUGGUUUAUUGUAAUAAAUUAUACCUUGGUCUUAAAA